Messenger RNA from Hypoxylon fragiforme, 1872 nucleotides. Its product is annotated as FAD binding domain protein. The record is from RefSeq and is a predicted model, not a curated record. Gene Ontology annotation, molecular function: monooxygenase activity; FAD binding. The transcript is spliced from 3 exons. Bases 398 to 1633 code for a protein of 411 amino acids. NCBI's taxonomy places the organism in Eukaryota, Fungi, Ascomycota, Sordariomycetes, Xylariales, Hypoxylaceae.
UGUGUAGCUAAGGUAGUAGGUACCUGAGUAUACUACGUGCAUGCGUGCAUAUAGGCUUGAAUAGUGCUGAUAGCUCUACCAUUUUGUUUGGCUCAGACUGUGAGCUCGGAGAUUCGAGAUGCUCGGUCUUUCUUGACAGCACCUAACCAACAACCAAGUAGCGUCACCCCCCCCCCUGAUGCGCCUAGUCACAGCAUGGCAACUAUAUCAAGAUUUGAGAUGAACAUCGGGAAAGAAAUGGCGUUGUUGUAUAUAAAGAUAGAUAGGUAGCCAUCGCUCUACUGCCUACCAAGCAAGUUUCUUUCCACCGUGAAAAGGUAAAAUUAUUUACCUGCUACCCCUUGUUAAAAGACUCUUUAAGAUAGCCUCGACUAUCACUCCCCACAAGCUCUUCACCAUGGGCGGCGAAACCCAACCCCUCAACAUCAUCAUAAUCGGCUCCGGCCUCGCCGGCCUCGCCGCCGCCCGAGUCCUACGAGAAAAACACCGCGUGACCGUGUACGAGCGUCACGAGCCCUCGACCGCGACCGGCGGGCAAGGUAUCGCGAACUUUCCCAACGCCAUCAAGAUCAUGCGGCAGCUCGGGUUCGACGCCGCACGAACGGGGUCGGUCCCGAUCCAGGGGUUCCGCACGCUGGACAAGCGCGCGAACCUCGUGUACGACAGCGAGUUCCCGUUCGAGGAGCGCUUCGGUGCCCCGGCGCUGUCGCACAUGCGCGUGGACUUUCGGACGGAGCUGCUGCGGCUGGCGACGGCGCCGUCGGGGGAGCUGGGGAUUGGGGGCGAGCCGGCGAGGGUGGUUUUUAGGAAUGGCGGGAGGGAUGUUGAUGCGGAGGCGGGGGAGGUCGUGCUGGAUGAUGGGACGAGGGAUAGGGCGGAUGUGGUGAUCGUGGCGGACGGCAUCCACUCGCGCCUGCGCCCCAGCAUCGCCGGCCCCGACUGUCCUACGCCCAAAAAGAGCGGUCUGACAUGCUGCCGCGUCGCCGUCUCCGCCCAGCAAGCCAUCUCCGCCCUAGGCCAUCUGCCCACAUGGUGGGAAGAGCAGAAACAAAGCGGCGAGCAGCGGAUCCUGGUGUUCGAGGCACAAGACGGGUCUGACCGCAUCAUGGUCGUGUACGGGCUGCGCGACCUCAGCUACAUGAACAUGUCGUGCAUCUUUGCCACGAAGGAGGAGAGGGAGAGCACGACGAACUCCUGGUUUGCGGAGGGCGAUCGCCAGGAGAUGUUGGAUAUCUUUGCGGACUUCGACACUAGUUUAGUGUCGCUCCUUGGCGUGGCAACCGAAGUAAAGCUCUGGGAGCUCCAAGACCUCGAGCCCCUAGACACCUGGGUAGCCGGGCGCGCCAUCCUCAUCGGCGACGCGGCUCACGCGUUGACGCCGAUGCAGGGCCAGGGUGCCAAUCUGGGGAUCGAGGAUGCUGAAGCGUUUCGGCUCUUGAUGGAGCCCGGCGUGACCCGCGAUGAUGUGCCCGCGAUCCUCAAGCGGAUAGAGGCCGUCAGAAUGCCCCGUGCCACGGCUGUCCUCCACAACACGAGAGCGAUGAGCCGUGGUAUUAAAGGAGAGGAGAGAUAUCGGUGUAUGGAUGAAAAUUGCACAUAUGAUGGAAUCUCUGAGGCUAUCAAGGGCCGUUGAAUGUCUGCUGGGAAGAAAUAUUUCUCAUAGUCCCCUGUUCAGGGGUUGAAGAUUUAUGUCGCAUGUACUACCUUGGUAGGUACCUAGUACCGAGUAGGAGCCACGAAGAGAAGAUUCUGUCGAUUUUGUGUUGCUAUGUGGUGACAGUGUUAAUAUAUACUGCAAAAGAAGAUCGUUGAUACCUAUCCCGUCGUUAUUUAGCAGAAUGAUACGAAACUACCCUGAUGGUGUUGGCGCAC